AGAUGAUUUAACUUGUUUGGAGCUGAUGUGAAAAAAAAUGAUGCAGCAUUUUUUUAUACUAAUGCUUUACCUUUUAAAGUGCAGCUCAGAUAAUGGAAACAUCGUGACUCAGAAUCAUCUGAAGAUUGUUCAAGCUGGAGACAGAGUUAACUUCACCUGUAUUUUUUCAAAAGAGUCAAGAACCACUGUUGCUUGGGUCAAACAAAGAGCUGGAGAGAAACCCCUUUUAAUCACUUCAUCAUAUCUAGCUUUACCUGCCGUUAUUGAAAAUGACUUUGACAAACAUAAUCGCUUUUUUGUAACAAAAGAUGCUGGCAGUUUUAAUCUAAGCAUCACAAAUGUAGAAGAAUCAGACACUGCAACAUACUAUUAUAUUAAAUAUAUAUACAAGUUCACAUUUGGGCAAGCCACAGAUCUCAUUGUUAAAGGCAGACACCUGAACAUGCAGUCUGACCAUCAGACAGCUGUGCUAGAUCCAGUGCAUCCAGAAGACUCUGCAGUGGGACUUCAGUGCACUGUCCUCACUCAGAGCUGUGCAGGAGAACACAACGUCUACUGGUUCAGACGUGAAUCUGGAGAAUCUCCUCCAGGAAUGAUAUUCACUCAGGAGCGCAGGAACGCUCAAUGUGAGAGGAGCUCUGAUGUGAACUCUACUGCACACAAAUGUAUCUACAGCCUGCCCAAGAGAAACCUCAAUCACUCUGAUGCUGGGAUUUACUACUGCGCUGUGGCUGCAUGUGGACAGAUACUGUUUGGAGAUGCAAGAAAACCUGAUUUGCCUAGUCCAGAUAAACCAUGGAGCACAAUUACCCUAGUUUUAGCAUCUGCAAACUGUUUAUCUGUGAUUGUGAUCAUAAUUCUGGGUUCACAGUUGCACAUGCACUGGCAAAAAGAUGGAAUCCCCUACAUUGUGCUGGAUAAAUCAAUGGCUGAUGUCACCACUACUGUACAUUAUACAGUGUUUCACAAACGUCUUUAACAUUUAGAAGACUUGAAAUAA
This is a messenger RNA of Carassius auratus (goldfish), 1000 nucleotides long. RefSeq lists its product as uncharacterized. Gene Ontology annotation, biological process: response to bacterium. The record is from RefSeq and is a predicted model, not a curated record. Bases 38 to 979 code for a protein of 313 amino acids. NCBI's taxonomy places the organism in Eukaryota, Metazoa, Chordata, Actinopteri, Cypriniformes, Cyprinidae. The transcript has 6 exons.